AUGGGUGACCUCGGAAUUUCGUUUCAAACCAUCAAGUCGCUCCUCAUCUUCUUCGCCCCCGUCAUCAUCCCCCGGGCGAUCAACUUCUAUCGCAGUCUCCGCGUGGCAUUAGCUUCUCGACCGACGCCUCGCCCUCUUCCCACCAAUGCCUCCCGCGCGUUGAACAUCCUCUUCCUCGCCAUUCUCGUGUUCCUCCUUCUCAGUCUCCCGUUCAACCCCCAUGCCCCCGCCCCCAGCAUCUUCAGCCUGACGCGGUCGCGCAUCAACACCCCAACCGAUGUGAUCUUCAACCGGCUGGCGCGAUUCCGACCAGGGAACCGACUGACCGAUGCGGAUACCUUACUGCGUUCGAAAUUGACCUCUCUGGGCGCCCGGAAAGUGUAUCUACGCUAUGGACCGAAGGCCUUGACGGAUUGUCCGUUCUGCUCGCUGGACAGCGUCAACACCUACCUACUCUACUACCUGCCGUUCAACACGCUGAUUCCGCAUCUGGUCCACAUGGUCAUUCUCGGCGUGGUGACCUCGGCGCCGCUCGCCGGCCGCGAGGCCGCCAGCUGGCGCAACAAGUUCACGCUGGCGGGCCUCGUCCUCGCGGCCCUGGAUCUCUAUGUGGUGGUUUCGUACGACCCGGUGCAGUCGGCGUCGGCGGCCGUGCGCGCCGGCAUGACGCCCCCCGCCAGCCUGUACCAUCGCAUCACGCUGCUGCGCCCGCUCGCGUUCGCCGUCUUCGACAGCGUCUGCGCGGGCCUAAUCUACGUGUCGGCGACGCAGCGGUUCUUCUUUGCGCCGCCGUCGCAGGCGGACCAGGUCGACCAGCUGGUGUCGGCGGCGCUGACGUCCCUCUCCGGGGCCAGCUCCAAGCUCCAUGCAACCAGCGUGGCGCGCAACGCCGUGGUGCGCGACAAGGUGCUGAAGGAGCGGGACGAUGCCUACUGGCGCACGGUGGUGGCCGGGGAGGAGGAUCGCAGCGGCGGGAGCAUCUGGGAAGAGGAAGAAGUGGUACGAGCCAUGUCGCGGGCGAUGGCCGGACAGGGCGGCGUGGAUCUAGCGCAACUGGGCGUCAAUGCGACGCAGUAUGUGAAUGGAGUGACGGCUGGGCUGGAAAGUGACCAGACGGGCACUGGGGGGAGUGGUGGCGCCGAGCCACGCGGGUCAUGA
Molecule: messenger RNA, 1158 nt
Organism: Aspergillus terreus NIH2624
Lineage: Eukaryota; Fungi; Ascomycota; Eurotiomycetes; Eurotiales; Aspergillaceae
Exons: 2
Coding region: 1-1158 (385 amino acids)
Source: RefSeq, a predicted model, not a curated record